CUGGAAACGGUACCGUUCCACUUUUGAUCCCUUUCUCAAACCCCAAAAACGCCGUCGUCUACAGCUAUCCCCUAUCGCAUUUCCUUGGCAACAUAAUUUCCACGCCUAUAAAAUGUACUUCCCCUUUAUCUUCUUUACUCUCUCACUGUAAGCUCUUCUCUCCCACAUCUACGAAUCUACUUCAUCGAUCGAAUCUUCUUCCUCUUCUCUCCUCAAUCAGAAUCCAUGGCGAAAGGACCAGUUCGCGUCCUUGUUACUGGAGCCGCAGGACAAAUUGGAUAUGCGCUUGUACCAAUGAUCGCAAGGGGAGUGAUGCUGGGAGCUGACCAGCCGGUGAUUCUUCACCUGCUUGAUAUCCCACCAGCUGCUGAGGCUUUGAAUGGUGUCAAGAUGGAGUUGGUCGAUGCUGCUUUCCCUCUUCUUAAAGGUGUUGUUGCUACAACUGAUGUUGUGGAGGCAUGCACUGGAGUCAACAUUGCCGUUAUGGUUGGUGGCUUCCCAAGGAAGGAAGGCAUGGAAAGAAAAGAUGUCAUGUCAAAGAACGUUUCUAUUUACAAGUCACAAGCUUCUGCUCUGGAGAAGCACGCAGCUGCUAACUGCAAGGUUUUGGUUGUUGCUAAUCCUGCAAACACCAAUGCACUGAUCUUGAAGGAAUUUGCACCAUCAAUUCCUGAGAAAAACAUAACCUGUUUGACUAGACUGGAUCAUAACAGGGCUUUGGGCCAGGUUUCAGAGAGAUUGAACGUUCAAGUUUCUGAUGUUAAAAAUGUUAUUAUCUGGGGAAACCACUCAUCAUCACAGUAUCCUGAUGUCAACCAUGCAACUGUCAAGACACCUUCUGGAGAGAAAGCUGUUCGUGAGCUUGUUGCUGAUGAUGCAUGGUUGACCGGAGAAUUCAUUACCACUGUUCAACAACGUGGUGCUGCAAUCAUCAAGGCUCGUAAGCUGUCCAGUGCAUUAUCUGCUGCUAGCUCUGCUUGUGAUCACAUUCGUGAUUGGGUACUUGGAACCCCCGAGGGCACCUGGGUUUCCAUGGGUGUGUACUCUGAUGGCUCAUACAAUGUUCCUUCUGGUCUCAUUUACUCAUUCCCAGUCACUUGCCAAAAUGGGGAGUGGAAGAUUGUUCAAGGGCUCUCUAUUGACGAAUUCUCUAGGAAGAAGUUGGACGCAACCGCAGACGAGCUCAGUGAGGAAAAGGCUUUGGCAUACUCUUGCCUCUCUUGAAUGUUCCCGUCUAUUAUUCCUGGCCGUGGUUCUAAGUUGGCCUGCCUGCAAUGUGUGACAAAUGGAAGUAGCUGAAGUUUUGAAUAAUGCCAUUGUUAAGAUAGAGAGAUCUGUUAAUGAUGCAGAAGCUGCUUGUGUGGGUUUUACAGUUGUUGAACCCAUUGUUAUAUCCCGGAUGCUCGACUUUUUUUUCUGUCUUUCGUUUUUUCGGAAAAAUUGCAAAUUUGAAUGUGGGAUUGAGACGUAAAAUAACCCAUAUUUGCCCUGAUUCCAAGACUUCAAAAAGAGUCCACAGGUUUCAUGUGACUUAAAUUACCUUUUAAGCCUUCAGAGUUUGAUAACAUAUAUGAUCCGGUGUUUGCGGUCAUAAUGGUGUCUACAAUCUGCGGUUAUAUUUAAAUGUUAAUCUGCAUUGUGCAUUAUAUAGGGAUUGUUGAA
Molecule: messenger RNA, 1662 nt
Organism: Prunus persica (peach)
Lineage: Eukaryota; Viridiplantae; Streptophyta; Magnoliopsida; Rosales; Rosaceae
Product: malate dehydrogenase
Exons: 7
Coding region: 226-1224 (332 amino acids)
Biological process (GO): oxaloacetate metabolic process; malate metabolic process; tricarboxylic acid cycle
Molecular function (GO): L-malate dehydrogenase (NAD+) activity
Source: RefSeq, a predicted model, not a curated record